AUCACAAUGAAGUUGGAGCUGUUGGUAUGCCUAAUGGCAAUAAUUCUUAGCGUAGACUCAGUACCACUGGUCAAGAAAACAAACAAGAAGUUACUGGUGAUCUCUUUUGAUGGUUUUAGAUGGGACUACGACCAGGAUGUGGACACCCCAAACAUGGACAAAAUGGUGCAGGAUGGGGUCAAAGCCAAGUACAUCACUCCACCAGCCAUCACCAUGACCUCUCCUUCUCACUUCACCACCAUCACUGGUAGAUGGAUAGAGGACCACGGAGUUGUCCACAACAUGAUGUUCAAUACCUCAACGAACCAAAAAGUUCCUCACAAAACCACAAUGCAGAGAUCUGAGUGGUGGGACAACGGUGUGCUGCCACUUUGGAUCACAGCGCAGAACCAAGGUCUGAAAACCGCCUCCUUCUUUUACCCCGGAGGAGGGGCCAAUUACAGCGGCCAAUCCGUAAACAGAGCUCUGGUGGAAAAGCCCGGUCAACCAGACGACAACGAGACCGAGUGGCAAAGUAACAUUGAGACAGUGUUGAGUUGGUUCAGCCAGGAGGACUUUGAUUUUGUGACUCUUUACUACGGGGAGCCAGACAGCGUGGGCCACGCUGUGGGCCCCGAGACAGCAGAGAGGAGGGAGAUCAUCAGGCAGAUAGACCGUACCCUAGGCUACCUGAGGGACGCCAUCACACGCUGGGGUCUGACAGAACACCUCAAUGUGAUCAUCACCUCAGAUCAUGGCAUGACCACCAUUAAAAAAAGACCUGCGGUAGACGAGAUCAUCCUUAAUAAGUACCUCAACUUCUACCAGACGACUUCCUUUGAGCUCCUGGACUACGGAGGGUAUGGGAUGGUAACACCGAAAGAAGGGAAGCUUCAGGAAGUUUAUGAUGCUCUCUCCAAGGCACCAAACCUCACGGUUUUCAAGAAAGAGGACAUGCCAUGGAGUUUUCAUCUGGCCAAGAGUGAAAGAAUCCCACCCAUCAUUAUCAUAGCUGAUGAGGGCUUCAACCUAAACUCUAGACUCCUCGUCUAUGUGAACAAAGGUGAUCAUGGAUUCCACAAUGGGCUAAUGGACAUGAAAAUGAUUUUUCGAGCCUUUGGACCAGAUUUCAAGAAAGGUUACGUGUCCGAGCCCUUCGACAGCAUCCACAUAUACUCCCUAAUGUGCAGGCUCCUGCAGGUAGACCCGGCCCCUAACAAUGGCUCCUUGGCCUUCACUGAGGGCAUGCUGCAUAGUGGUGGAAACAGCAGAACAAGUCAAAUGUCUUUAAGUGUCCUGGCAUCAGUUAUGUUCCUUAUUUUAAAUGUCACAUAGUUUUUCUUUCAGAAUGGACUUGAGUCUAGUCUACAAUCACCCUUCAUAAAACUACACAGACCAGUCUACAGCAAAUCACAAUCUCACAGUCUGCAGACCAGUCUACAGCAUAUCACAACCUCACAGUCUGCAGACCAGUCUACAGCAUAUCACAACCUCACAUUCUAUCGACCAGUCUACAGCAUAUCACAACCUCACAGUCUACAGACCAGUCUACAGCAUAUCCCAACUUCAAAGUCUACAAUCAACAACAACCCCCAGCCAUAAUUAGAAUUUUUAAAAUGGUGUUUGAAUAAAACAUUUGACAAUUUACCAGUUUUUUUAUUUUUAUUGCAUCAAUGUGUCCGUGCAUACCUGCAUAUGUAGUGACCGAUAGUUGUUAAAUUGCUGCAGAUAUAACUGAGGCACACAGCCAAGAUACACUUUGACAUGCUCUUUAUUGCUUUACUUCACAAUUUCAUUGACAUCAGGUUUUGCAUUUCAUCACCUCCCAAAGUUGUCAAAAUAGUUGAAAUGCCACCGAUCACUACGUUUAAGACAGAUCCUUUAACAGGUUGGCCCAGAUCUGUCAGGUGGGACUGACAGGUGGCAACAUGAAUCCUACCCUGCAUCUUGGCUGCUUCACAUAACAGUACUGGAGCACUACUUUGAUGAUGUGUUCUUCAGUGGCAAGGCAGGGAAGACCAAUAAGACACUUGGUAGUUUUAAGUCCCAGCCAGCACUUUUCCUACUUGGAAGUAUCAAGCUAUUACACUUAUACACACCAAGGCACUACAAAAAGUAAAAAAUUAAAAAAUGAAUAAUGAUUAUUUAAAAACAGUAGUUCAAAAAUAAUAUAGACCUCCUGUAUUUUUUACCAUAAUUGUCCUUGAGUGACCAGUAACUGUAAAAUAAUUUGUUAUUUGACAUGGGUUUCCUCCUCUGAUAGAAUAGACCGAUUACUGAUAAGGGAUUGACUACUGAUAAGGCAUGAACUAUUAACUCAUAAAAAAAUGAUCCUCAUUAUCUUCAAAUCUUACCAUUUCUGAAUGCUGUUCCACUCUUGCAAGAAGUAGUUGAACUACUAUUAUUAAAAAGGAGCUUUCAUGUUAGAAUAAACUACAGCAUAGGAUUGUACAAUUAUAUUUAAAAUUCAAUUGCAAAAGUCUGUGAACACUUUACCAUUUACGUCACAGUAUGAAAUAAAAAGUUGAAUGAUUGGCAUACAUUUGCACUUCAAACAUCUGGGACAAAAUACUAAAUAAAUGAUUCAAAACCUUUACAAAACAGUCCUUCAAAACAAAAUACAUUAUUCAUAAAACAGGAAAGAAACCAUCACAGUCUUGUCCAGUGUAACAUCGGAACAACCCCUCAAACUAUGAGGGCAGGGAGG
Molecule: messenger RNA, 2686 nt
Organism: Hypomesus transpacificus
Lineage: Eukaryota; Metazoa; Chordata; Actinopteri; Osmeriformes; Osmeridae
Exons: 4
Coding region: 7-1314 (435 amino acids)
Source: RefSeq, a predicted model, not a curated record